AAAUGUUUUUAAGGAAUCGACUCCAUAAUUUUUACUUAUUCCCUCCUUUCAGUUUACAAAACCAUCGCUAGAAGUAUAUAUGCGAAUAGUUAUUACGUUUUUUAUGCCUAAAUUGGGACACUUUCUACGGAUGAGAACAAUGACUUCCGCCUACAAAAAUAUCGUAAUGUCCGUCCUCAAGAAGAUUAUUGAAGAUCGUGAGGAGAGGGGUGUAAAAAAGAUGGAUCUGAUGCAACUAAUGCUACAAUUGAGACAUUCUGGGGUGAUUAAGGAUGACGAUGAUUGGGAUUUCAAAUUAAAUGAUGAUAAGUCUACAAACAUGUCUCUUGACGAAUUAGCAGCUCACAUUCAUACCUUCCUUAUUGGUGGUCAUGAUAACUCUGCUCUUACCAUACCUUAUUGCCUCUUUGAACUAGCUAAAAGUCCCGAAGUUCAGGCAAAAGUUCAUGAAGAAAUCCGUGAUGUUCUGAGUCGGCAUAACAAUGAGAUAACCUACGACUCUGUGUCUGAGAUGAAAUACCUCGAAUGGUGUAUCCUUGAAACUCUCCGACUGUACCCAACUGCAGUUAAUCUCAUUCGUCAAUGCGUCCAAGACUACUAUGUACCGGAAAUGGAUGUAACAAUCGACAAAGGAACUAUCCUGAUUAUGCCAAUAAGAAGUUUGCACAUGGACCCCAAAUACUACGACAAUCCUGAAGAAUUUCAACCGGAGCGAUUCAAAGAAAUGACCAGAAGUAAAUCAAAUCUGUCCUAUCAAGCCUUUGGACAAGGCCCCAGGCAAUGUAUUGCUAGAAAUAUUGGGAUUUUAAUAACCAAAGUUAGUGUUUUGUCGUUCCUUUUGGGUUACAACGUCCAUCUUGGGACGGAACUUGAGAGAACUCGCAAAAUAAAUUUUGCUCGUCAUGCAUUCCUUUUGGCUGCUGAAAGGGAUGUUAAAUUAAAAUUCACAAAGAAGGAGGUUUAAUGAUGAA
This is a messenger RNA of Lutzomyia longipalpis, 971 nucleotides long. Its product is annotated as probable cytochrome P450 6d4. The record is from RefSeq and is a predicted model, not a curated record. Gene Ontology annotation, molecular function: heme binding; oxidoreductase activity, acting on paired donors, with incorporation or reduction of molecular oxygen; iron ion binding. Lineage: Eukaryota; Metazoa; Arthropoda; Insecta; Diptera; Psychodidae. Bases 80 to 964 code for a protein of 294 amino acids. The transcript is spliced from 2 exons.